Ictalurus punctatus (channel catfish) is the source of this 2080-nucleotide messenger RNA. RefSeq names its product homeobox protein HMX3. NCBI's taxonomy places the organism in Eukaryota, Metazoa, Chordata, Actinopteri, Siluriformes, Ictaluridae. The record is from RefSeq and is a predicted model, not a curated record. The coding region runs from base 259 to 1338 and encodes 359 amino acids. Gene Ontology annotation, cellular component: nucleus. Gene Ontology annotation, molecular function: RNA polymerase II transcription regulatory region sequence-specific DNA binding; DNA-binding transcription factor activity, RNA polymerase II-specific. The transcript is spliced from 2 exons. Gene Ontology annotation, biological process: regulation of transcription by RNA polymerase II.
UCUCUCUCUUUUCAUUCCUCUCUCUCACUCUCUCUCUCUCUCUCCCUCUCCGUCUUGUUGGACUCCCCUCGCGCUCUGAACAUGACCCGCGACUUCGCCAUUUUUUCCUCUCUCAUUCCUCCCUGCGUCUUUUAACGAUCCGAGGACGUUUUUUUUUUUUACCGGACUUUAAAAAAAUAAUAAACUCUACUCGAGCAGAAACUCCUUUACCACAGACCGCUUCCCCCUCUCCGCGACACUUGCACCUCCACAGUCGUCAUGCCGGAGCCGCGCGGUUCUCCCACGGACUCUCCGUUCUCCAUCCGGAACCUGCUGAGCUGCGACACCAAGCCCAAAGCGGCGGCCAAACCCGCGAGACCGGAAGCAGGAUUCGGGGUCGGGGUCGGUCUCGGGUUAGGACUCGGCUUCGGGGAUUUCAGCUUGGCUCGGCUCGAGCUCCUCAACCCGCACCGGUUAGCGCUGCCGGCGUACCUGGAACGCGCGAGCUGGUAUCCACCGCACGCGCUCACCGGAGCUUCCGCACACCUGUACAGCACCGCAGAUAAAAGCAGCACGUGCUCAGAGAGAGACUCCCCGGAGUUCCGUUCCGACCCGGAAACUAAGGAGGAGCACGAUGAUGAUGAAGAGGAGGAUGAGGAGGAAGAGUGCGCAAGGAGCGGAGAGGAGGAAAUCGAGGACACGGACACGGAAGAGCGAAAGAGAGAUGCGGCGCGCGGGGAAGAAGAAGAAGAAGAGGAGGAGGAGGAGGACUGGAAACGGAGCACGCGGGUGACACCGACGGCGACGGCAACGGCUGCAGCGUUGGCGCUGGCGGAAGCGGAGGAAGAGGAUGAGGAGAAGAAAGCCGGCCACCGGAAGAAGAAGACGCGCACGGUGUUCUCGCGCAGCCAGGUGUUCCAACUAGAGUCCACGUUCGACGUGAAGCGCUACCUGAGCAGCUCUGAGCGCGCGGGCCUAGCCGCUUCCCUGCGCCUCACCGAGACUCAGGUGAAGAUCUGGUUCCAGAACCGCAGGAACAAGUGGAAGCGGCAGAUCGCCGCCGAGCUCGAGGCCGCGAGCCUGCAGCAGCACCACCUUCAUCAUCACCAUCAUCACCAUCACCAGCAUCCUCUCCAUCAGCAGCGGAUCGUGCGCGUGCCCGUGCUCUAUCACGAGAGCGCGGCGGCGGCGGCGGCGGCAGCAGCGGCGGCCUCCUCGUCGGAGAGCUCGAGCCCUCACCACACGAGCUCCAGCACCAUCACGACCAGCGCGAGCACCGCCACGCCCACGCCUCUCCUCGCCUUCCCGCACGCGCUCUAUUACCCGCAGCCGCACAUACCGCUGCUCAGACGCACGUAGACUUUAUUUAAUUUACAUGGAGAUUUUAAACAACAACAACAAAAAAAAUAAAGACUGAAAUACAGUUUUUUUUAAAUGAGAAAAUAUAAAUUGAUAGAGAAAUUAUUUUUCUAAGACACAAACGACUUUGUCUUUUCUUUUUGUCACAGAAACGAUUAAUGGACAUUUAAAUCUUUUUAUUUUAUUUUAUGUCACUUAAUUUUGGGUCCGUUUGAAAAUACAUUUAGAUGAGCCUAAGCAUUAUUAUUAUUAUUAUUAUUAUUAUUAUUAUUAUUAUUAUUAUUAUUAUUGUUUAGCUUCAUACAUAAAAAGUUGACUUUGUUUACAUCAUGGUUCUCUAGUUAUAAAUAUAUCUAAAUACACUGUGUGUGUGUGUGUGUGUGUGUGUGUGUGUGUGUGUGUGUGUGUGCGCGUGCGUGCGUGUGUGUGUGUACACGAGCGUGCAAUAUCGCAGGGACUGUGUGAGUCUAUUCUAAACAUAUUUCCAGUAAAAGUUUUCACUCAUUGGACAAUCACAUAUAAAACCCACUCGGACCUAGAUUUCCAUCUGCAUUACCAUAAAUAUAUAAACAAAAAAUAUAUAAUAAAACCGAAAAAAACGGAAAUGACGUUGACAUCUUUGUUUGAACUUGUGUUUUGGAUGUAAAUUUAAAAGAAGUGCAGUGUGCUUUGUACAGAGAGAUGAAAAUCUUUUUUGAUAUUGUUGAUUCCCGUUGUGAAAUAAAUAAAUGUUAUAAAGCUG